Molecule: messenger RNA, 507 nt
Organism: Salvelinus namaycush (lake trout)
Lineage: Eukaryota; Metazoa; Chordata; Actinopteri; Salmoniformes; Salmonidae
Product: UDP-N-acetylglucosamine transferase subunit ALG13 homolog
Exons: 4
Coding region: 1-507 (168 amino acids)
Biological process (GO): dolichol-linked oligosaccharide biosynthetic process
Molecular function (GO): hexosyltransferase activity
Source: RefSeq, a predicted model, not a curated record
AUGAAGAGGGUAUUUGUUACUGUAGGAACAACGAGAUUUGAUGACCUAAUUGAACUUGUUACUUCCCCUGAAGCUGUUCAAGUGAGUAUGAUCUGUGUUCAACAUUUGGUCCUGCAGGUUGGACGAAGCUCCAUCUUCCCAGAUUCAGACAGCUGUCACAAGCUCACGUUAGAGGCCUUUAAAUUCAAGGAUUCCACCGCUGAAGAUGUCAAAUGUGCCGACCUGGUUAUCAGCCAUGCUGGCUCGGGGGCAGGUAGUUGUCCGGAGACCCUUGGUGCAGGCAAGCCACUGUUAGUGGUGUUCAAUGACAAACCUAUGGACAUUCACCAGCUAGAGCUGGCCAAACAGCUACACCAAGACUCACACCUACCUACUGUACUUCACUGCCAGGUCAGUGUAAAUCCUCAUACCUUGAGGACGAUGGACCUUUCGGUUCUCUCACCCUUCUUACCUAGACAACCAAAUAAUUUUGCCAAUUUCCUGGACAAGGCCCUUGGUGUUCAAUGA